Peromyscus maniculatus bairdii (prairie deer mouse) is the source of this 1155-nucleotide messenger RNA. It is a transcript of the gene Cideb, whose product is annotated as cell death inducing DFFA like effector b. Gene Ontology annotation, biological process: apoptotic process; regulation of apoptotic process. NCBI's taxonomy places the organism in Eukaryota, Metazoa, Chordata, Mammalia, Rodentia, Cricetidae. The record is from RefSeq and is a predicted model, not a curated record.
AGUCCAGGCUUGACUCACCUCUCACUUCAUCAGGGCUAAGAUCUCAGCUUUAUACAGAAACAAGAUUUCAGCCUCAGAACAACAGAGAGAGACGCACACAGCCCCAACGCCACAGGGAGGCAGCUCACUUACUCCAUCCCUCCACCAUGGAGUACCUUUCAGCCUUGAACCCCAGUGGACUGCUGAGGUCAGUAUCCACUGUGGGCUCUGAAAUCGGCCGUAGGGUCUGGAACUCAGCUCCACCACCUCAGCGACCCUUCCGAGUCUGUGACCACAAGCGGACGGUCCGGAAAGGACUGACUGCUGCCACCCGCCAGGAGCUACUAGAUAAGGUACUGGAGACCCUGCUCUUAAGCGGAGUGCUAACACUGGUACUGGAGGAGGAUGGGACCGCCGUGGAGAAUGAGGACUUCUUCCAGCUGCUCGAGGAUGACACAUGUCUGAUGGUGCUAGAGCGAGGACAGAGCUGGAGUCCCAGGAGUGGGAUGUUGUCAUACGGCCUAGGACGGGAGAAGCCAAAACACAGCAAGGACAUCGCCCGAAUCACCUUUGAUGUGUACAAGCAAAAUCCUCGAGACCUCUUCGGCAGCCUCAACGUCAAAGCUACCUUCUACGGGCUCUAUUCCAUGAGCUGUGAUUUUCAAGGAGUUGGACCCAAAAAAGUGCUCAGGGAGCUCCUUCGCUGGACUUCCUCACUGCUGCAAGGCCUGGGUCAUAUGCUGCUGGGGAUUUCAUCUACCCUGCGCCACGUGGUGGAGGGCGCCGAGCGGUGGCAGUGGCACAAGCAGACUCACCUCCAUUCAUAAUGAAAAAGGGACUGGAGCCGGUGCCCCGAGACUGCUCCCAUGAGACACGUGAGAGCUAUAUGGCACCAACAGAUUUGGGGUCUGCAGUGUACCUGACUCCAUCGUAACAGAACCUUUCGGCACACUGCCUUGGUCCUGUAGCCUGCACAUUCCUGAAGGAUGCUGCCUAUCUUACUCCAUCUCCUGCCCUCUACUUAUCCUGCAGAACCACAACCUUGUCCCCUGGCAUGCCGAUCCCACCGUAACUGCUGCUACAUCCAGGUUCUCACUGAUCCCUAUCCCUAAGACCCUGCACACCAAUGACAGUCCCCAGGUUCUCACUGAUCCCUGUCCCUAAGACCCUGCACAC